ACACGGACUUUAGGGAGGGGACGGGGAUCAUUCCGCGGCGCGUGGCUGCUUGUUUCCUUCUACUUUUCUAAAAAAAAAAAAAAAAAAACAGAAAAGAAAAGGAAAAAAAAAAAAACCAAACAUGGAUGAGCAGACCGGAGGAGGAGGGGUCGGAGCCCCGAGACAGCCUCCGCCGCCGCAGCAAGGGGGCAACGGCAGCGGCGCUAGCCCGUCGAUCGGUAGGAGGAGGAGGAGGCGGAGGAGUCAUGGUGCCCCACCAGCAAGACGAGCUGCCCCGGCCCCAGCAGCAGUACACCAUCCCCGGCAUCCUGCACUACAUCCAGCACGAGUGGGCCCGGUUCGAGAUGGAGCGAGCGCACUGGGAAGUGGAGAGGGCCGAGCUCCAG
Molecule: messenger RNA, 386 nt
Organism: Etheostoma spectabile (orangethroat darter)
Lineage: Eukaryota; Metazoa; Chordata; Actinopteri; Perciformes; Percidae
Product: striatin-4
Cellular component (GO): dendrite
Molecular function (GO): protein-containing complex binding; armadillo repeat domain binding; protein phosphatase 2A binding
Source: RefSeq, a predicted model, not a curated record